UGUGCAUGCGUGCAUGUGUGUGUGUGUGUACACUUGCAUGCAGGGUGGGGGUCAGGCCUCCAUUUUUACCAGGACGUCUGCAGCAGCUGUCCACUGGCAUGCCAGAGGGAGCGUCACAGUGGCGAUACAGGGGUUCAGAAGUGAACGGAGGGUUUGAUCCAGGAAGGUUUUGACUCUCAACGUCUCCGGCCCGGCCAGGACCUGCAGCCCCACCAUGGCGGAUCAGUACCAGUACGCCAACGAGGAGAAGAUCGUGAAGGAUAGCCACACCAAGGAGAUUGAUCUAAUCAACAGAGACCCCAAGCAGAUCAAUGAGGACGUGGUGAAGGUGGAGUUUGAGGAUGUCAUUGCGGAGCCUGAUGGCACACACAGCCUGGAUGGGGUGUGGAAGCUCAGCUACACCACCUUCACCGUGUCCAAGUACUGGUGCUACCGCAUCCUGUCGGCAGUCUUCGGCAUCCCCGUCGCUCUGCUCUGGGGCUUCCUGUUUGCGUGCAUCUCCUUCUGCCACAUCUGGGCUGUGGUUCCCUGCAUCAAGAGCUGUCUGAUUGAGUCGCAGUGCAUCAGCCGCAUCUACUCCCUCUGCAUCCAGACCUUCUGCGAUCCCUUCUUCGAAGCCCUGGGCAAGAUCUUCAGCAGUGUGCGUGUCGCACUGCGCAAAGAAGUCUAAGUACUCACACAGUAGGGUUUUAUAGUAUGAUCGGAUGAAGUACGGUAUCUUUUUAUACACCAAAAGAUCAGCCUUGGCAUAUUGGCUUACUCCCUCCUCCUCCUCCUCCUCCUCCUCCUUUCAUCAAGUGCUGCACCCAACCCUGCCACUCACAACGCUCUCCGCUCUCAGUCCUGACAUGACUGGUGUGCCUUUUGCCACCAGAAGCACUUUGACAGCUGCAGCAGGCGGCCUGGUUCCCUGACAGCUCUGGCACUCCUGGAGGGCUCAGUGCUCCUCACUGAGGGGGAGAGAGGAGGGCCGCCUGCCAUGAGGAGGAUCGUCUGCUCUCAUUUAUUUGGAUCCCAACAACAGCUACUCAUUCACAAAUAAUGAAUGAACUCCCCUGCACCUGUGGACAGUGCUGCCUGUAUGCAUCACAUUUGGCCUUUAUCUUAAAAUUUGAUGCUGUAUGUUGCUGUGUGUGCUGUUGUUUAACUUCGUUCUGAUUGAGUUGAAUUGAAUUGAUGUAACCUUAGUGGAAAAGCUCUAAUAGAAAGAAAAGAAUUUGUAAAACAUUUUCUUUGCGUAACUAUUCUGUGCGACUUCUUGAAAUUUUCAAAACAUGUAUACUGAUACAACUGCCUCUUUAUUUGUGUUGACUCCACUGAAGAUUAGGAGACUUUCAGAUGUAAGAUGAUCUACUUCCUUUUAUCGCAGUGCAGUGAGUGAAAUAUGAAUUAACACCAACUUACUUCAAUCAAGUAUGUGUAAACAAGUGUGAACCUAAACACUAAUGCAGUAUGAGACCCAUUUUAAUGUCCCACAGUGGUAUUUUAAUUAUGUGGAUAGUGUCAUAUGUUUGCUGAUGUUAUGUACCUGCGAUUACACAACUGUUGUCACAACAGUGAGCCUACUGCGCCACCGGUUCAGUGUUUGAAUGAAAGUGAGUUCUUUGUAUCAUUUCAAAUCAUUCUGAGAGGCUCUAGAAAUACAUUUGUAAGAUUCUCCAAA
Molecule: messenger RNA, 1663 nt
Organism: Acanthopagrus latus (yellowfin seabream)
Lineage: Eukaryota; Metazoa; Chordata; Actinopteri; Spariformes; Sparidae
Gene: cav3
Product: caveolin 3
Exons: 2
Coding region: 215-670 (151 amino acids)
Biological process (GO): caveola assembly; regulation of membrane potential
Cellular component (GO): caveola
Molecular function (GO): transmembrane transporter binding; connexin binding; molecular adaptor activity
Source: RefSeq, a predicted model, not a curated record